Messenger RNA from Effrenium voratum, 3240 nucleotides. The record is from the annotation of a GenBank genome assembly. Lineage: Eukaryota; Dinophyceae; Suessiales; Symbiodiniaceae.
AUGGCCCCCAUCAGGUUCGCCAAGAAGCUUCCGGUGCCCGAGGCUGCGGAGCUCUCUGUGGCUACCUGUUUGGUGGCUUUUUUCCGAGCGCGAGGUGAUGGUCAGAGUCACGCGAAUGUGGCAGUGUCCCGCCUGGUGAGACACCUUGUCCAUGUCUUUUGCCAGCACGUUGAGACCCAGAUUGCACGGCGCUUGCUGUCCCACUGUCCGGAUCCUUCCCACGAAGCCCGGCUUCAUCCGUUUCUGGGCCACGCCCGGCGGAGAGGAAGCAAGGCUCUGGAACUCUCGCUGAUCCAGCGGUUCACUGCCAAAGGAGGUGGCUUUGUCAGCACAGCCGGCGAGCUUUCGCUUCAACGCCUUGGUGUUGUGAAGCAAGGCUCCUCCUUGGCCCAGCGGACGGGGAGCGAAUAUGUGGCACGGAGUCUCAUACACACGGCUGAGUUCGUUUCAGACUAUGUCUCUCGCGCGAGUCCCGUUGUUCUGAACUUUGCCAUGGAUGCUACACACGUGGGCGGUGAGCACGUGCUGUCGCUGGUGCUACGUCUGGACGGGCGCCACUUCGCUGGGCCGACACAAAUGCUGCCACAAGGGCCUGAUGACAACCAGGCAGCUGCUGCCUUGGUGACCUUCACCCAGGGCUUGAAGAACGCAGCAACAACACCCACCGGCUCCAAGCCUGUCGCACAGACAGGGGCGUUUGAUUGGAAGGAGUACCGCCAAGCCACAAAGGCUGUGCUGUCAGCCAUGGCAAACAGCUUGCGGCAGUGCCUUCCAAACGGGUGGUCCCUCAACAAGUGCAAGCCGCAGAACAUCCUCGCGCCCCGUGGUCUGGGCUCUGACCGGUUGCCGCUCCUUCCGGAAGAAGCGUCCAUGAUGAUGAUAGACCUGCCCGAGGGUGCCCAGGUCUUCUUCGUGUACAACUUCAAGACGCUUGAGGCCAGGCCGGACUUCUUCCUUGACUCCCACCGCCUGGUGUUUGCUGGAGAUGAAGACAUGCUGCACAAGAUCUCCCGCAAGGUUGCCUUGGCGGUGAACAGCCACCCAGAUUGCAAGGCGCUGGUCAAGCGGAUGCAACGUGUCUUUCGGUACACCCGAGCUCCCUUUGCCUCGUGUCGCUUUGGCCAGCAAAAUCUGUCAGCGCGCAAGCAGCUCCUCCUGGCUGUGAAACGUGGCGAGGCCAUUGACCUUGUGGACAUGUGGCUGCCCAACGUGGCCCGCGAUGUGGGUAGCAACCCAGUCGACUUCUCGGUUCAGCAGCUGAUUACGUUGCUGGAGGAUCGCGACAUGCAGCGGAAGCCCAAUGCUUCCGUGACGCACGCAGUGGCUCUUGCCACGGGCCAGAGGACGAAGAAGCUGAUAUCGCGGACUAUCACAGCUGCUGUUGGCAAAGCGACCGUUGAGUACUGCGGGAUCUUGCAGGCAGACCCGGACCUCUCGGACAAGCUGGCGUUCCACUCUCACUUGCUUUUGUGCACCUUGUCCUCGCUACACGAACUGGCAUCGUAUCACCAAGCCUGGCCGUGGCGCUGUGCUGCAGCUCUGGAUCCCAGCCAACUCGACUGUCUUUUGAAGAGCAUGCAACUCGAGUGGGACUUUGUGAAGAACGUCCCGGAUGUGGUGUCGCCCACUCAUCAGAUAUGGGCUGUUCUGUCCCACACCCGCUGGCAGUGCUACCGUGAACUGUUCACAACUGCUGAGUUCUUUGGAUUUGACGUGUCAAAAAUGAAGCUGCCUGUGGCAGCUCCGUUCAAGAAUGCGAUCAAGAGCGUGCUUGGCCUCACAGGCGACAAUGCUCGCUGCGACUCUCUCCUUUCGUCCUUGCACUGUGAGCUCAGCUUCAACGACGCGCGUGAUGCGUGCCGGCGUGCCAAGAAGAGCGAGCGCAGCCUCCCGGCCAACCUGCACAGUGUUCACCUGAAGUCCAGCAUUUGCCGCAGCAGCGGCUGUCCCACAUUGGAGCUCCAAGAUCACCAUUGGGAGCAGCGAAUCCCAAAACGGAGCAUUCAGAGCCAAGUGCACCAGGCAUUGAGAGUCAGUGACCGUCAGCUGGGGAUCUGCUGCGAGGGUUUGACCCGGCACAAAUCCAACCGCCUCCUGUCGAAGCCACAUGUGGUAACUGCCCGGCUUGGCUUGAUGCGGGGCCUUGUGCGCGCCUACCACGAUGCCGCGGGCACCGAGGAGGAGAAGAUGGAGGCGGCCAUCGACUGCUUUUCAAACUCCUGGAUGUCCAAGUUGGUCAGUCCCAGAUGCUUCCUCAAGGACAAGAACACCAGCCUUGGGCCACGCAUGGUGCUGCGGGCUGGCCCGUUCACUGUGUUGACACUGGGGCUUGUGCCUGAUGGCGAUGCUUUUUUGCUAACCCAUUAUGAGGUGCAGGAGUUUGUGGUUACCUCUCUUGAUCAGGUCGAGAUCGCCACCUGUGACCCCGUCAUGGUGGGGGACUGGCAAAGCCUUGCCUACCGUCAGCGCUCGGAGUUCCGCAGCCUUGUGCAGCACGUUGCCCACGAAACCAUCACGAGCAUCGGAAAGGGUGUUCUGUCUCAGCUUUGCUCCAAGCUGCAGUUGCCAGGACACAGAUCUCUGACUCACAAACUUCGGUGUGAGCUUUUCCUCAAGGCGCAAGGCGUUUCAGAGGAAAAGAUCACCCAGCUUCUUUCAGAGAUCCCCGAGACACCUCCAAGGCCCCGAAAAAAGCCUGAUCACGAUGGUGAAGAUUUCCACCCCGAGGAAUUGGCGGAGACUCUCAAAAACAUUUGCGUGGCGCCUGCGGCUGACAAUGACGAUGCAGACCAGGAGCAGGCCCAGGAGCAGGCUGGACCGGUAGCAGCCGAGCCCGCGCCAGCUGCGGAGCCAGCUCUGGAUGCAGUGCCCGGCAGCAGCCAGGUUCGAGCGGACGAGGGCGGCGCACACGCAAGUCAUCAGGCUCGCGGACGACCCGAAGGUGAGUUCGCCCCUGGAAUCCGAGCAUAUUAUGGAAAUCCGGCCAACGCAAGCCAGUUCAUCCAAGCUUAUUUGCCCACCGGAUUUGUGUUUCAAGGGCGCAAGUCAAAGACUGCUGCCUAUGCUUCGGAAGGGUGCCCCCGUGGGACACAAAGAACAAAAGCUGCAGCUGUUCUUGCAGUUCAGAGCUGGACCUGGCAGUGGUGGGCCAGCCUGACCCCGCUGCAACAAAGCAGCAUUCAGGAAUCUGAAAAGCCAGAUCUGGAGGAGCGUAGCGCCAAGCGGGCCCGUGUUGACUGA